AGGGAAGGAAGAAAAAGAAGGCUAAAGCACUUUCAUUGGUCCCAUUCCAUGUCUCCUCACUAGUCCCCUUUGAUGUGAUCCUCCAAAAAAAAUUUGUCAUUUUCUUCCACUGCUAUUCUAUUGUCUUCUCCCUUCCAAAACCAAAACCAAAACCUUCCCUUUCUUCCUUGCUUCACAAAAUCAUAUACUAAAUGAAUCACUAUCACCAAUACUGACUCAGAUAUGUCCACCAAAGGAAAAGACAUAGCAGAAGGAUCAUCAAGAUCUUCUUCAUCUGCUACUUCUGCUAUUGUUUCUGAUCAUCAGCAGCAGCUACAACAACAUCAGCAACAACAACAACAUCCUCUGAGUAGGUAUGAAUCUCAGAAGAGAAGGGAUUGGAACACUUUUGGGCAGUACUUGAGGAACCAAAGGCCUCCUGUGGCACUAUCACAGUGCAAUUCCAACCAAGUGCUGGAUUUUCUAAGGUACUUGGAUCAGUUUGGGAAGACUAAAGUGCAUGCUCAAGGGUGUCUCUUCUUUGGUCAAGUUGAGCCACCUGGUCCUUGCACUUGCCCUCUAAAACAAGCUUGGGGGAGCCUUGAUGCUCUCAUUGGAAGGCUAAGAGCUGCAUAUGAAGAAAAUGGAGGAUUGCCUGAGACUAAUCCAUUUGCCAGUGGUGCCAUAAGAGUUUAUCUCCGUGAGAUUCGAGACUCUCAAGCUAAAGCAAGAGGGAUCCCUUAUAAGAAGAAAAAGAAGAAGAGGAAUCUCAUCAUCAAGCCCAACGGGGACAGCUCAAACUUACCUUUGCAGCAGUAAAUUUUUUGUUUGGCAUCUUCUUCUUCUGCUUAAUAAUAACAAUGGUAAAUUAGUUUUUCCUCACUCACUGUUAUAGAUUUGCUGAUAUUUUCAGAGGUUGACACGGAAAAGACUUGGUGCUGUUUGAAUCAUUGACAUUAUAUUAUCUGCAUAAGAAGAUCAUAUAAUUGAACAAUUAACAAGAUCAUUAAUUUGGACAAUAACUUGUUUAGGUGAGUGUCUACAGCUGGUUGAAUUUUCUAAACCAAGUUUACUACAAAAGGAAAUCGCACCAAACACAUAAAGGGUCCUUUGAAGGUGUUAUAGGGUCAAUUUUUAUCUCACCUAUAAUGCAUCUUAUACUUCAUUCAUAUAGCAAACCCUAGUGAUCCAUGGGCUUUUCUAAACCCUAAACAUCAUAUAUAAUUUUGAUAAAUGACAUAAUAACAGUGCUUGUUCACUUUACCUUCAUUUUUAUUUUUGUUUUCGCACAAUAUUUGAUUUAAUGAGGAUUUGAUAGGGCCUAUGGAGUACUCUCACAUCCAUUCUCUAUUUGUCCUUUCUCACAUUCAAGAUUGUGGUUUUUGAAUUUCAUAACAUUUCUAUGGUGCUUAUUAUAUAAAUGUACAUGUUUGCUUUUCCACACAAUCUUACUUCUUUUGGAUUCCCACUAUC
Messenger RNA from Vigna umbellata (rice bean), 1452 nucleotides. The record is from RefSeq and is a predicted model, not a curated record. Lineage: Eukaryota; Viridiplantae; Streptophyta; Magnoliopsida; Fabales; Fabaceae.